Molecule: messenger RNA, 1141 nt
Organism: Lotus japonicus
Lineage: Eukaryota; Viridiplantae; Streptophyta; Magnoliopsida; Fabales; Fabaceae
Product: transcription repressor OFP13-like
Exons: 1
Coding region: 269-1141 (290 amino acids)
Biological process (GO): negative regulation of DNA-templated transcription
Source: RefSeq, a predicted model, not a curated record
AUUAAAUAGCAAUGAAUUGCAUUUACUUUCAAAGCCUAUAAAAAUUGAAGAUACAUUGAGUUGACCCUACCAUCCACCCCUUUAGAGGCGGUAAUCUACAGACCCAAACUUUUCCCACCGCUACCUUCAAAAUCUUCCCCCCUAAACUCCAUCUCUCACUUCACCAUCAAUGCCUCUUACACUCAUUUGAACCCAGAAAUUCCUAGAACUAGUCUCUGUCUGAAUUACCUUCAAGAAAAAGAAAAAAAAAAAAAAAACAGGUGAAAAAAUGAAGUUUCUUUCUCUUCUAAAAAGAAGAUCCUCUUCUUCUUCAUGGGGCUUUCCCUAUUGUCACCCACCCCAAACCCUUUCUUUCAGAGCCAACCAAAACGAUGUCUUAUUCAAAACCAUGAAUUCAGCCUACAUAGACUCCCCCACUACUGCCACCACUAUUACCUCUGUCACUGCCACCACCAACACUCCUAGCACGGAGAUUCAGGAAAGCACCGAAUCGGUUUUCACUGAAUCUCCCAACUCCCCCUCCAUCAUCGCCGCCACCACCACCAACACUACUAACACGGAGAUUCAGGAAAUCACCGAUUCCGUUUUCACUGAAUCUCCGUUGUCAGCGAGUUUCUCAUCGAUUUCUGACAAUGACUCGAGGGGUGGUGCGGACCAAAUUGAUAUUCUGAUCCGCGGUUUGCGCGAUUUAGAUCGGCUUUUCGUUGAGCCAGAAAAGUCCAGCUCCAUUUUUGAGGCCAAAAUUGGGGCUUCAGAAAGCUUUGCGUCCUCGCCGUUCAGAGACAGCUUGGUGCAGCCGGUGGAUUCCGGAGACCCUUACUGGGAUUUCCGAAAUUCCAUGGAGGAGAUGGCGGAGGCUCACGGUGUCAACACCUGGGAGGAUCUCGAGGAGCUUUUGUAUUUGUUCUUGAGGCUGAAUGAGAAAACCAAUCAUGAGUACAUUGUGGAUGCUUAUGUUGAUUUUUUGAAGGAUCUUGCGGUUGAUUCCAACGAUCCUUGCCCUUCUCCUGCAUCGUGUGGUGGUGAUCAGAAGGAGGUUCAUGCUCGUGCCCCUAGUUUUUCUCCUUGGCUGUUUGAACAAGUGAAAAAAGAGAUUGGACCUGAAGAUGAGGCUUCUUCGUCUUCAUAUUCAAACACCUGA